CCCGGGGUAUAAGUACGCACCCGCCGACCCCGCCAUUGAAGGUGCUCCAAACCUGCAGAGCAGGGCGCGCGCUGGAUUCUAUUCUCCCGCAUUUACACCGCCCGCAUCCGCAUCGCAGUAACCAAUGCCGCAGGCGACGAGCUUUGCUGACGCCAUGCCGUCCCAGCUCGCUGCGGCCGCCGUGUUGGCUGCGCUCGGGCUUGCGGUGGUCCUCCUCCUCCACCGGGGAAGGAGAAGCGAGGCGGCGGCUGCGGUCCCCAAGGGCGGCGGGCUGGCGCUGCCGCUGCCGCCGGCGCCGCGGGGGCUGCCGGUGCUCGGCAACCUGCACCAGAUGCUGGCCAACCGGCCGGCCCACCGGUGGCUGCACCGCCUGCUGGCGGACGCCGCGGGCGGCGUCGUGCGCGUGCGCCUGGGCCCCGUGCACGUGGUCGCCGUGUCGUGCCCGGCGGCGGCCCGCGAGGUGCUCCGCGGCCGGAACGACGCCGUCUUCGCCGACCGCCCGGCCACGUUCGCCGCCGAGUCCUUCAGCCUCGGGUACCUCAGCGCCAGCAUCUCCCCGUUCGGGGACCAGUGGCGGAAGAUGCGGCGCGUGCUCACCGCCGAGGUCCUGGCCCCGGCCACCGAGCGCCGCCUCCGCGCCGCGCGCGAGGGGGAGGCGGACCACCUCGUCCGCUACGUCCGCGCGCUGGGCCGCCGGGAGGGCGGCGCCGUCGAUGUGCGCCACGUCGCCCGGCACUUCUGCGGCAACGUCAUCCGGCGGCUCACCCUGGGGCGGCGCCACUUCGGCGGCGAGGCGCCGCCGGCCGACGGCGGGCCCGGGCGCGACGAGGCGGAGCACGUGGACGCGCUCUUCGCCGCGCUCAACCACCUCGACGCGUUCUGCGUCUCCGACUACUUCCCGGCGCUGGUGGGGCUCGACCUCGACGGCCACGAGCGGGUGGUCAGGUCCGUGAUGCGGACGCUGGGCCGCCUGCACGACCCCGUCGUGGAGGAGCGCGUGGAGGAGUGGCGGCGGCUGCGCAAGGCCGGCGAGCGCCGGGAACCCGCCGACUUCCUCGACGUCCUUGCCUCCCUCGACGACGCUGCGGGCCGGCCGCUGCUCACCGUCGACGAGAUCAAGGCGCAGACCAUCGACAUCAUGAUCGCGACGGUGGACAACCCGUCGAACGCGGCGGAGUGGGCGCUGGCGGAGAUGGUGAACCGGCCGGAGGUGAUGGCGCGGGCGGUGGCGGAGCUCGACGCCGCCGUGGGGCGGGGCCGGCUGGUGUCGGAGGCCGACGCGCGCGGCGGGCUCGACUACCUCCGGGCGUGCAUCCGGGAGGCGUUCCGGCUGCACCCGUACCACCCCUUCAACCCGCCGCGCGUCGCCAUGGCGGACGCCGCCGUCGCCGGGUACGCCGUGCCCCGGGGCAGCCACGUCCUGCUCAGCCGCGUCGCGCUCGGCCGGAACGCCGCCGCGUGGGAGGACCCGCUCGAGUUCCGCCCCGAGCGGCACCUGCCCCCCGCCGCCGCCGCCGGGCUGGCCGCUGGCGGCGGCGUGUCUCUGUCGGAGCCGGACCUGCGGUUCAUCUCCUUCAGCACGGGGCGGCGGGGCUGCCCGGGGCUCUCGCUCGGCACGCUCAUCACCGUCACGCUGCUCGCGAGGCUGCUGCAGGGGUUCAGCUGGAGCUUGCCGCCGGGCGUGGACAGGGUGGAGCUCCGGGAGGCGCCGGCGAGCCUCGAGCUGGCCGAGCCGCUCGUCCUGCGGGCGACGCCGCGGCUGCCGGCGCACCUGUACGACGAGGCCAACAAGUGAUGAUGAUAUCAUACCUUGCAGGAGCUGCGGCUCCUUUUGCUAGGUUUUACGGGAGUGAGUACAUGGAGGAAUAAAAGUUGGCUCAUCAUCUGCAUCGGAGGAUCUGUGAGACUGAUGUUCUUCAUCAGUUCUUGUACCGAAUAUUGUGCGUGCGUGUACUUCGGGGUGGUUACUGUCUUCAAUCCAUGCAUACCGUAGAACUAUGUCACUGUAGCAGGUUGUAUUUAAGUUUGGGAGACCCUGGUGCGAAAUAUAAAAACCGAGAUUUUAUGUGU
Molecule: messenger RNA, 2070 nt
Organism: Panicum virgatum (switchgrass)
Lineage: Eukaryota; Viridiplantae; Streptophyta; Magnoliopsida; Poales; Poaceae
Product: tyrosine N-monooxygenase-like
Exons: 2
Coding region: 125-1795 (556 amino acids)
Molecular function (GO): heme binding; iron ion binding; monooxygenase activity
Source: RefSeq, a predicted model, not a curated record